AUGGACCAAGCCAAACCCCCCCCCACUAUUAGCACCAGUGCCAGUACUAGUUGCCCGGGGUCAGGGUCUUUGAUCUCAAUUCAACGCUUCCUCAUAGCAUACCCAGAUCGAGAAGGCCAUCGUGCAGCCAAUCAAAAAUCCGGUCUUUUGCUAGCGUGGGGGCAGGCUGAGGUAUGGUACUAUACCGGUACUCCUUUGGGACCCUCCAGGUGCGACAAGACCCUGCUAUCAAAAGCCGCUGCAAACGAGAGCAGGGCAAAUUUCAUCAGCAUCUGCGGUCCGGAAUUACUUGGCGUGUGUUUGGCACACCAUGACCGGGAGCUGUUCGUUAUCUCAAAUCAUGGUUGGAGAUAG
Messenger RNA from Tuber melanosporum (Perigord truffle), 354 nucleotides. RefSeq lists its product as uncharacterized. The transcript has a single exon. The record is from RefSeq and is a predicted model, not a curated record. The coding region runs from base 1 to 354 and encodes 117 amino acids. NCBI's taxonomy places the organism in Eukaryota, Fungi, Ascomycota, Pezizomycetes, Pezizales, Tuberaceae.